AUGGAUUCUCCUCAGAAUAUGGGCGACACCACCGCCAACUCAAUCUCCAAUCAGUUGGGCGGUACCCACUUGCACCGCCACAAGUCUGCCACCAAAGUUGCCGCGGCCGCCCCUGGUGCCACCCCAAAAUCCGUCACGUCCGCUCUGUAUUCGGGCCAGAAGUUCAUCCAGCUUGACGUGGCCAUCGACGACUCCGCUCGGACGGUAGCGGUGUUGCGAAGAGUCCAGGACUCGUAUGUCAAUGUGUCGCAGAUGCUCGACAUCCUUGUACUUCUAUCGAUCUUCUCAAGCGAUCAGGUAGAAGGCUUUUUGGCCAACGAGGUGUUCUCCAGCACUCAGUACUUGCCCCAGGGCGGGUUGCACCACAUGCCAUUGUACAAUGACUUCCGAACACACGAUGUGGCCCAGGUGCGUGGUCUCUGGAUCCCAUUUGAUAAGGCUGUGGCCAUGGCUGUCAAAUUCGACCUCUACGAUGCCGUCAAACGUUUAUUCUUGGUGGACGUGCACGAUUUUGACAAGUUACCCAAGCUCGAGCAGACAGACCCAGAGUCGCUCAAAAGACCUGGCGACGACGACUUAGAUGCAAUGGUGGCGGACUCCCCUAGUAAGAAACGGAGAAUUGUAGCCAUGGCGGCCACUUCACCAAUGGAGGUGGUACGUAAGGCGGCAACUGCAAACUCAAAUGCGCCUUACACGCAACCGGCAUUAACAUUUGCCGAGAAAGACGUGGAAUUGGUCGCCGAGGUCAAGCAGGUGUUUAGCGAAAUAUUUAAGAACGAUGCCAAGGACACCCUCACAAAAGGCGAUGUGACUACUCACUUCAAGCGCAUUUUCGAAAAAUGCCCUCCCCACACUUCGAACUACGUAUCAUUGUUGGACGUUCCCUUGGAUCUGUUGGGUAAAACUGCCCUUCACUACGCGUCAACUUUGGCCUCUGUCAACUUGGUGUCCAGCUUUAUCGAACUAACAAUUUGCUCGCCUGUGCGUGGAGACAACAAGGGCGAGUCACCGCUCAUUUCCACAGUCCAGGUGACAAAUGCCAUGGAGAAGGGCAACUUCGUUGAAUUGCUCCAGGACUGGUUAUGGCCAAAUUUAUGGCUCUUCGACAACAAGCACAACUCUGUGUUGCAUUACCUCAUAAACCUGGCUACCAAGAACUAUAAGAGCUCCAAAUUCUACUUUGACAAGAUUUUGGAGUGGACGAUCUCUAACCCAGACAAGCAAAAUAGCUUGUAUGCCAUGUGCAACAAGAUUAUCAACGCACAAGAAACCCAGAAUGGUAACAGCCCACUUCACUUGGCGGGAGAGAAUGAACUCAAAUGGUUUGUCUUCAUUCUUCUUGAGUUAAAUGCUGACGUUAACUUGCCCAACAAUAUGGGUGUCAAGCCUCUCGACUUUGAGUGCGUGAAGCAGAUUUCCGAGUUGAGGGAAAACUACCACAAGAACAUUACUUCUCCUACAGCAGUCAACACACUUUUAGAUGCCUUGGACUGCAACACCGAAUCAGAUGAGUACACCAUCCAGCUUGUGAAGUCCGCCCUGGAGUUCUUACUAAAAGUUUCGCAGUUCAGCGAAGUCGGAGAGUUGGAAACUAUUAAGAAGUCUGAACCUAAGGAAAAAGAGCUCACACCUACUAGCGAGGUAGAAAGCUCUUCCUUGCUACUGAACAAAAUCUUCAAGUCUAUUCAAGAUCUCUUGGGCAAUACGAAUGAGGAGUAUGAAAAGGUGAUUCACCAGAAGAAGAUCGAGAUCAAUAACCUUAACAAGGAGCUUCGAGAUGCGACGAUAAUUACAGCAAAUAAUAGAUUCAUAUCGAAGAAGAUUUCCGAGCGCAUCUCGCUAGUGGACACCAUGAAAUUGCAAAUGACGAAUAUCAAUGACAAGAUCCAGAUGCUUAAAAAGGAUAUUGCGGGCAAAACGGAGGAUGAGGCGUUGUUCAGUAACGACAUCGACGAUACUACACUCAAGUUUGAUGCGGACGAGCCAUUUAUUAUCCGACCCAUAUAUGAGAAAAUCGCCAACAAUGAGACGGUAGAGGCAACCGAAGAAAUCAUGCAAGUGCUUCCUAGCACAGAAAUUUUGAAGGCACGGUUGCAGGCAUACCACGAGGUGAACACCAAUCUCCAGAACGAAUUGGACAAUUUGCUUGACUACAAUGCGUUGACCGCCAAGUUUAAGAAAGUGGUUAGUUUCUGCACGGGAGUGGACAUCAACGAGGUGGACGAACUAUUGGACGGGUUACUAGAGGCAGUGGAGGGUCAGCAAUAG
Sungouiella intermedia is the source of this 2268-nucleotide messenger RNA. The record is from the annotation of a GenBank genome assembly. NCBI's taxonomy places the organism in Eukaryota, Fungi, Ascomycota, Pichiomycetes, Serinales, Metschnikowiaceae.